GCGGACUCCUUCCACUUCCGCCGCCGCCGCCGCAACGGGACCGGGCUGAGUUGCUGUUUGUUCCGAGCCGCUACCCUCGCCGUUGCGAUGCCGCUGGAGAACCUGGAAGAGGAGGGUCUGCCCAAGAAUCCGGACCUACGCAUCGCGCAGCUGCGCUUCCUGCUCAGCCUGCCGGAGCACCGCGGGGACGCGGCCGUGCGCGACGAGCUGAUGGCAGCCGUCCGCGAUAACAACAUGGCUCCUUAUUACGAAGCCUUGUGCAAAUCCCUUGAGUGGCAGAUGGACGUGGACCUGCUCAGUAAAAUGAAGAAGGCAAAUGAAGACGAGUUGAAACGUCUGGACGAGGAGCUGGAAGAUGCGGAGAAGAAUCUGGGAGAGAGCGAAAUCCGAGACGCGAUGAUGGCAAAGGCCGAGUACCUCUGCCGGAUAGGUGACAAGGAAGGUGCUCUGACAGCCUUUCGCAAGACAUAUGACAAAACCGUGGCCCUGGGUCACCGACUGGAUAUUGUGUUCUAUCUCCUUAGAAUUGGCUUAUUUUACAUGGAUAAUGACCUCAUCACACGGAACACAGAAAAGGCCAAAAGCUUGAUAGAGGAAGGAGGAGACUGGGACCGGAGAAACCGCUUAAAAGUAUAUCAAGGUCUUUAUUGUGUGGCUAUUCGUGAUUUCAAACAGGCAGCUGAACUCUUCCUUGACACUGUUUCAACGUUUACAUCCUAUGAACUCAUGGAUUAUAAAACCUUUGUGACUUACACUGUCUAUGUCAGCAUGAUUGCUUUAGAAAGACCAGAUCUCAGGGAGAAGGUAAUUAAAGGAGCAGAGAUUCUGGAAGUGUUGCACAGUCUUCCGGCAGUUCGGCAGUAUCUGUUUUCACUCUAUGAAUGCCGUUACUCAGUUUUCUUCCAAUCAUUAGCUGUUGUGGAACAGGAAAUGAAAAAGGACUGGCUUUUUGCUCCUCAUUAUCGAUACUACGUGAGAGAGAUGCGGAUUCACGCAUACAGCCAGCUGCUCGAGUCAUACAGGUCAUUAACCCUGGGCUAUAUGGCAGAAGCCUUUGGUGUUGGUGUGGAGUUCAUUGAUCAGGAACUCUCCAGAUUUAUUGCUGCUGGGAGGCUACACUGCAAAAUAGAUAAAGUGAAUGAAAUAGUGGAAACAAACAGACCUGAUAGCAAGAACUGGCAGUACCAAGAAACUAUCAAGAAAGGAGACCUGCUAUUAAACAGAGUUCAAAAACUAUCCAGAGUAAUUAAUAUGUAAGAAAAAAAACCCUCAUACACCAAGGAUUUCCUGUAGAGGUGCUUACUUUACUUUGUGCCCAGUUGAACUGUAUAAAAUAAAUACUGCAUGGUUUCUUUCAGUUUACUUUUUUUGACAUCUCUAAGAAUGGGGUCCAGUAAUGUUAAAAUAAUGUCACAUUUGCAUCAUCUGAACAGCUCUGGUUUAUGGUAAAUGGUUACAGAGACUACAGGACUUAAGUUCUAAUCCUGACUCCGCCUCUUCAGUAAAAUAGGGGAUCAUGCAUGUCAUCUCUUACCUUUAAGCCUUCUGAAUUUUACGAAGACGAUGCUGUAUGAUUAAACGCAGUGCUUAGUACAUAGAAGACAGACGAGAAAUGCAGUGUAUUGUAAGCUUUCCCUCAGAAACAAGUAUCUACAGAAGACAGGAAGUUACUCCUCCUUUUUUGAGGCUACCAAACCCUAGAUUCUAGAAUCUGCCGCCAAAGCCAGUCUCACUGAAGAUUUUAGCUAUAUUGGCAAAGGGAAUCUUUUUUCCCAAUUAUAAACUUAGUGAGUCAGAGGGGGAGAAGUGCUAGGAAGAAAGAAAUACAAAACCAGAUAAAGGUGAUUAAUAGGGCAUGAGAGCUCUCUGCUAUAGGGUGUCAUAGAAGGCCUCUCUAGUACCGUGAUACUUACAGAAAAAGGAGAGAGAGACCACGAGAGCAAGUAUCGAGGGAAGAAAGUCGCUGGAGGUUUUCAGCAGAGGAAUGGCCCAAUUUGACCUACCUUUUAAGUGUCACCAUGGCCCUGAGCUGCAGGGACGCUGGGGAGUGGUGGAAUAAACUGUAGAGGCAGCCGGAUUUGCUAAGAGGAUCCCAGGCUUGCUGAAUGGUGACCUUGACAAGAGCAGUUUUGGUAGAGCUGAGUUAAAAAGAGACUGGGAGAUGGCAUUUUACUGUAAAAAGGAAGGGGAGAGAAGUAUGAGGUUUUGAUUCAUUUUUUUAAGAGAGCAUGUUUACAUUGCUGAUGGGAAUGAUUCAUUAACAUAUUAGAGGAAAAAACAAAACACAUGAUCUCAGUGGAUAAUCUGUUGAAAAUAACUUGAAACAAACAUUCAUUCUUCAUUAAAAACUUGAGUAAAACUACGAGUAAUAACAGGUUGGGAAAGCAAAGCCCUCUUGCAAAUGAUAUACUUAAUGGCAAAGUAUUAGAAGCACUGCCUUAAAAGUCAAGACAGUGGCAGCCGUCAGUACUGUACUGAAAGAGGGGCCACUGACUGCCAAGGAAGCAGGGACCAGAGCUGUGCUCUGACAGGAGCUUCCUGCAGGUGCUGUGGACUCUUAAAAUGCGGGAUGGAUUUCUAAAAACGCUUAUUUAUAAAACCUUAUUAACAAUGAUCACUGUAAUUUCUUGAAGAAAUUGGUAAUAUGGGGGCUUCCCUGGUGGUGCAGUGGUCGAGAGUCCGCCUGCCGAUGCAGGAGACACGGGUUCGUGCCCCGGUCUGGGAAGAUCCCACGUGCCGUGGAGGGGCUGGGCCUGUGAGCCAUGGCUGCUGAGCCUGCACGUCCGGAGCCUGUGCUCCGCAGCGGGAAAGGCCACAGCGGUGAGAGGCCCGCGUACCGCAAAAAAAAAAAAAAAAAAAAAAAGAA
Messenger RNA from Globicephala melas (long-finned pilot whale), 2866 nucleotides. It is a transcript of the gene PSMD6, whose product is annotated as proteasome 26S subunit, non-ATPase 6. NCBI's taxonomy places the organism in Eukaryota, Metazoa, Chordata, Mammalia, Artiodactyla, Delphinidae. Gene Ontology annotation, molecular function: protein binding. The record is from RefSeq and is a predicted model, not a curated record. Gene Ontology annotation, biological process: proteasome-mediated ubiquitin-dependent protein catabolic process. Gene Ontology annotation, cellular component: proteasome regulatory particle.